Eupeodes corollae is the source of this 646-nucleotide messenger RNA. Its product is annotated as 40S ribosomal protein S12, mitochondrial. The record is from RefSeq and is a predicted model, not a curated record. Lineage: Eukaryota; Metazoa; Arthropoda; Insecta; Diptera; Syrphidae. Gene Ontology annotation, biological process: translation. Gene Ontology annotation, molecular function: structural constituent of ribosome. The coding region runs from base 178 to 600 and encodes 140 amino acids. The transcript is spliced from 2 exons. Gene Ontology annotation, cellular component: small ribosomal subunit; ribosome.
CAGUAUUUUUAUUUUUUGUUGGUUGGGAUUGUAUUAGAAGUGUGAAAUAAGAAACUCAUAUUGUUUCGUAAAUUAACAUUUAAUAAACGAUUUGUUUUAUAUUUGAAGAAUAAAAGAAUCAUUAAAACAAAGCCUUCAACCAUAUUUAAUAAUUCUUGUGAAAAAUCAAUAGAAGCCAUGAAUUUCUUAAGGCAAACAUUCAAUGUUACGAAACAAAUUACAUGCCAAGCAUUUAACACAACUCUUUCAACAAUGGUGCGUGAAAUGGCGUCUCUUCAACAAAUGCAUAGACGUGGUCCUCACUUCAAGACUCGCCCACCACGUCAACCGCUCGAUGGUAAGCCUUUUGCCAAAGGUGUUAUCCUAAAGACGCUCAUUAAAAAACCAAAGAAGCCUAAUUCAGCCAAUCGAAAAUGUGUCCUUGUGCGCUUAUCAACUGGUAAAGAAAUGGUAGCAUACAUCCCCGGAAUUGGCCACAACCUGCAGGAGCACAAUAUUGUCCUUUGUCGUGUAGGUCGAUUACAAGAUGUCCCCGGUGUGAAACUCAAGUGUGUUCGAGGUGUUUAUGAUCUUCCUCAUGUAAUCAAAAAACAACAAUAAAAACGCAACAAAAGAUUCAAAAAUAAAUUCCCCUUUUUAAAUCGGA